Molecule: messenger RNA, 2432 nt
Organism: Chiloscyllium plagiosum (whitespotted bambooshark)
Lineage: Eukaryota; Metazoa; Chordata; Chondrichthyes; Orectolobiformes; Hemiscylliidae
Source: RefSeq, a predicted model, not a curated record
AUGAUUGAAUUCUUCGAGCUAUUAAUCGGAGAAGACAGAAUCACAGAGGAGCUCAGUGAGAUUGCUGUGUCCAGUUGUGAAGAAGCUUGGAGCUUGUACUUAGAAGGAACAAAGGCCCAGAAACUGGCAGGAGCUCACCUGGACAGGUGCACCACAAUAUUUACUAUUACAGUGGAGCGACUGCAAACCAAUGGUAGCUGCACUCAUUCAUCCAUUCAGAUCUUUGACCUUUCAGGAGGGACUGAGGAAGCUGCAGUGAGUGGUGCCACCCCGUUGGAGCAGGUGCUCAAUGCUGAACCCAGUCAUGAACCCUUAGGAACCUUUCUGCAUCAGGCACUGGGAGGAAAUAGCUACUCCGUGCUCAUCUACUGUCUGAACUCGACAGAGUCUUGGCGUGGACAGACAGUUUCGGCACUAACACUCACUCAACGACUGAUGGACAUCACCAAUAUGGUCACUCAGAACUGCUGGGAUUACAAAGAAGUCACACAGAGUCUCCGGUCCAACAUUCGAGAGAUAAGGAUGAAAUUGAGCAGAACCGGAGACCUCUGCAGUGAGGAUGUGAAAAGAUUAGGAAGACUCGUCCAGGAAUUACAGAUGGUGAAAAAGCAACGUUGGGAGAAACGGAAGGAAAGAUCCCAGCGGUGCAAGGAGGAACGUAGGCAGCACCUCAUAGCUAAGGGGUUACUGGAUCCGGUCUCAGGAGGUAUCCCAUCACAGCAUGAAGAGCAGUUCUCCAGGUUCCAGUGUGGUCUGGCUCAGCAAUACAGCAUGAAAAUGAAACAGAUCAGGAGGAUAAAGGAGCAGCUGAAGGAGCAGGUUGCUGAAUAUCUCAAAGCUGGGAGCAGGAGUAUGGAUGAAACAAGGACAUUACUCAGUGGCAUCCAGGGAUUAAGGGAGACAUUGCAGUCAGAGGAGGAAUAUCUACAUCACAUCUGUCAGAAACUGGAAAGCAAGGCUGAGCUAAGUCACAUGAACACUGCACUGUUGCACUCCGAUCUCGAUCAUCUCUACACUGCUGCAAUGAAGAGGAGGAAAAGGUUGGCCGAAGAUAAUGCGGCUUUAGUUCAGCGGGAACUGACGAGGAUGGAGCGAGAAUUGCAGCGACAAAAGACUAGCCCUGAGAGCACAGUGGCACCAGAUGAAUCACUGAGGCUGAGGAGGGAACGAGAGGUGGUGGUCUUACAGCUGGUGGCUCUGAGGAGAGAGAAGGAGGAGGCGGAGAAAGACCUGGAGGCAAUGCACCAGAACUACAAAGCCGAGUUGGAGAAUCAGAAACUCCAAGCUCUCCAGGUCCUUCGUGAAUUCCGGGAGGUGUCUCAGCUGAAACUGGAUGUAUUGGAAAAACGUUAUUGCAAAUUACUGCAGGAUGCAAUUCAGGACGCAGUACAGCUCUCUGCCCAGAAACAGCAACUAGAGUUAGAAAAGAAACACUUAAAAGAGAGAAUUGCUGAGCUCCGAGACCAGCUCUCUACAACUAAACAGCAAGAGGUGACACCUCACCCAGAGGAUGGGGAAACAGAGAGUUGUCAAGAUGUAUUUCUUCAGUAAGGCCGGUCCGCUGAUGGACAGGACACACACAGUGGACUGCCUUAUGACUGUGGUCUUCAAAACGAUAGUUAAAAUAGUGGACUGAAAUGAGAAAGAAUUGCAUUUUUAAAGAUUGCUACAUGUUUUGAAAAGCAAGUAACUUUACCUUUAUGAUAAACAUCAUUUAUACAGCUACUUGAACCAACAGUAAUUCAAGUUAGUUUGCAGUUGAACUGGAGACAAGGGGUUGUGCACAGAUGCAGCUCUGGUUUGCAAUUAGAAGUUGAUUGGUCUUUUAACAAGUUAUUGAUGACAAAGGCCUUUUGCCUGCCAGCAGCAUGUGCUUGGGUUCUCAGUGAACACAGCUUGGGCCUGGGAUCAAGAUAGAGUGAGAGGAUCAGCUUACGAGUAGUUUCUCUGUUCUCUGCAGUCAAAACCCACUUUCAACCUGAAAACGGUUUCUUUCCUUUCUGCAGUUGCUGUGAACUGUGACUUUUAAUUGAUAAUUGAGACUUUCAUACGUGAACUAGAAAAAGGAUUCAGAAAAGGAGAGUUGAGAUGUAAUAUCUCAUCAGCAAGAGCCAACUCAACAGAUCUUGGCAGAAAGAUUGUCGACCUGCUUUUGUAGGUUUCCCUCCCUUCUAGUGUUUUCCUGUGUGUGUAUGUGUGUGGCUAAUGGAGAGCUUAAAAGAUUAGAAUUUUAAUUUGUACUGUUACAGUUUGUAACUGUUUACUUGUAGCUAAUAAAUAAUAAAUUGUGAUUCUCAUUCAAUACAGAAACCUGGUCCGUGCUUUCUUUAAGCUGGGUCUGAAAAUCAGCGAAAUCGGUGAAUCUUCGUGAAUUCAUUUUAAAAUCUUAAACUCCAGGAAUCAUGGGGCUUGAUAUCCAGUGGACCAUUCCA